Molecule: messenger RNA, 1453 nt
Organism: Cadophora gregata
Lineage: Eukaryota; Fungi; Ascomycota; Leotiomycetes; Helotiales; Ploettnerulaceae
Exons: 1
Coding region: 54-1361 (435 amino acids)
Biological process (GO): fatty acid metabolic process
Molecular function (GO): medium-chain fatty acid-CoA ligase activity
Source: RefSeq, a predicted model, not a curated record
ACAGAGGGGGACGAGAGGGAAGGAGGUGGUGCUUGAGGAGGAGAUAAAGGUGGAUGAUAUUAUCAAUAGUAAGUUCUGAGUUCCCUUUUAUAUUGUACCCGAAAGAUGCGGAGAACAUGCGGUUUGAUUUUCUUACAUUUAUUGUGUCUCAUCCUUUGCCCGAAAGAGUAACACUAACUCCCAUAGUCCAAUUCACUUCAGGCACUACAUCAACACCCAAAGCCGCUUGUCUAACACAUACCGGCAUCCUCAAUAAUGGCUACUUCAUCGCAACCAGAAUGGGUCUUACACCCGAAGACAUCGUAUGCUGUCCUCCUCCCUUAUUCCACUGCUUUGGCUCCAUCCUAGGCUACAUGGCAACCGCCACAACAGGAGCCGCUCUGCUCCUCCCCUCCGAAGCAUUCAACCCCACCGCAACUCUCCUCUCCAUUCAAGAAGAAAAAUCCACAGCACUUUAUGGCGUAGCCACCAUGUUCGUCGCAGAACUCGAGCUCCUCGCCAACAGAGUCGUCGAAUACAAAGGCUUCGAACAUCUGCGUACUGGUAUUGCAGCAGGCAGCUCAGUUCCCAGCAGUCUUAUGGAGAAGCUUCAUAAGACGCUCAAUCUCACAGGCCUAACAAUUUGCUACGGUAUGACGGAAACCAGCCCUGUAUCAUGCAUGACCACACCCGACGACCCCCUCAUCAAGCGCGUCGACAGCGUAGGCCGCCUACUCCCCCACGUCGAAGCAAAAGUCGUCGACGUCUCCGACGGCAAAACCAUCCUCCCCAUCGGCCAGCGCGGCGAACUCGUAGUCAGCGGCUACAACGUCAUGAAAGGGUACUGGGGCGACUCUGCACGCACCGCCGAAGUCAGGGUCAUUGAGAAAGACGAGAACGGCAAUGAGAAGGUGUGGAUGUAUACGGGUGAUGAAGCGGAGAUGGAUGAGGAGGGGUAUGUGAAGAUUACGGGCCGGAUCAAGGAUUUGAUUAUUCGCGGAGGGGAGAACAUCCAUCCGUUGGAGGUUGAGAAUGUGGUGUUUAAGAUGGAGGAGGUUAGUGAGGUUAGUGUGGCGGGAGUCCCGGAUGAGAAGUAUGGGGAGGUGGUGGCGGCUUUUGUGGUUGUUCAUAAAGGAGUGAGGGUGGGUGUUGAUGAUAGGGGGAAAGGGGAGGCGGAGAUUGAUGGCUUGAAAGCGGGAGAUGGCAAAGGGGAGAAGAUCCUGACUAGGAAUAUGAUUAGGGAGUGGGUGAGGGAGAGGUUGAGUAAUCAUCUUGUGCCGAGAUAUGUGUUUUGGGUGGAUGAGUAUCCCAAGACGGCGAGUGGGAAGAUUCAGAAGUUUAAGUUGAGGGAGAUGGCGACGGAUUGGGUUGCUGAGGACUAGUUCAGUGUAGAGAAAGGUGCGGCUCAUGGGGUGAGAUGUGUAUAUAUUUCAAAACCGUUUGCAUUGAAUCGAAUGAAUUCAUAGACUUUUGA